ACCAACGUCAUUAACAUCUCAGUGCCACGCGUGCUAGACAUGCCCACGUUGUUUAUGCAUGCAUUGCAUCAUCGACUACACGCGCGCCGACUACGAUACGGGUGUGAUGUGUCAGAUUUCCUCGAUCGAAGAAACUGUCAACAUAUGCCGAAUAUUUUGAGCAUGUUUGUGUGCAGGUACUGAGCAGUGGACGUUGAAAAAUUCUGAGACUGAUGUGACGGCGGUUCAGUGAGCUGCAAAGCUACAGUAGCUGCGCAUUAAAAACGAUUCUUAAAACCAAACUGUACGCUGUUCUAACUGUAGAACUUUGUGUGGGAGAGUCCAGAAAACAAUUUGUGACUCAGUUAUGGCAGGCAUUGGUCGGCUCUUUCAAUUCAGUGGUACUUCCCGCCAAAGACUCUCUCAGAGAGUCGGCACACGGUGGAAAAAUUCCCAAAGCCCGGCACACCUGCACACAUGGAAGGACGGUGCUGCAACGCAUCAAGCUGUGCAGCAGCAGUGCAGCGGGGUCCCAUGCAGCUCCCAGCCUCCGGCCAAGGGUGCAGCCAAGAUCCCGGGAGUGAGGGGCAUUUCCACCUCCAGUACGCAGAAGAUUCGAACGGCGUAUCGGUCAGAUCUCAAGAACUGCCGACGGAUCGUGCUCAAACUGGGGAGCGCGGUGAUUACACGAGACGACGAGUGCGGCCUGGCACUUGGACGGCUGGCCACCAUUAUAGAACAGGUGUCAGAACUGCAACAGAGCGGCAAGCAGGUGAUGCUAGUGACCAGCGGAGCCGUGGCAUUUGGCAAGCAGCGUCUGAGGCACGAAGUCAUCAUGUCACAGAGCAUGCGGGAAACGCUCAUCCCCAACCAAGAAAGAGGCAAUUUUUUAUUGGACUCGCGAGCGUGUGCUGCAGCAGGCCAGAGCGGACUGAUGUCGCUGUAUGAGGCUAUGUUCUCCCAGUACGGCCUCACCACGGCCCAGGUGCUGGUGACCAAACCCGAUUUCUACCAUGACUAUUCUCGUAACAACUUGAGGGGGACCCUGAACGAGCUCCUGCGGAUGAACAUCAUUCCCAUUCUGAACGCCAACGACGUGGUGGCUCCCCCGCCCGAGCCCGACAAGGACCUACAAGGGGUCAUCAGCAUCAAAGACAACGACAGCCUGGCCGCCCGGCUGGCUGCGGAGAUGAACUCUGACCUGCUCCUGCUGCUCUCGGAUGUGGACGGCAUCUUCACCACCCCACCGGACCAGGAAGGAUCCCGCCUACUGGACACCGUCUACCCGGGUGACACUGCUAACAUCGUAUUUGGCGGGAUGUCCCGAGUUGGAUUGGGCGGAAUGGAGUCAAAGGUCAAAGCAGCCAACUGGGCCCUGGAGCGAGGCAUCGCCGUGGUCAUCGCCAACGGCAUGAGCGAGGGACAGGUCAUCCUGGACGUGGUCAAGGGGCGGAAGGUCGGGACGUUCUUCAGCGAGACCAAGCCCUCGGGCCCGUCCCCAGACUUGCAGGCUGGCAAGGCCCGGGAAGGUGGCAGGCUGCUGCAGUCGCUCAGUCCAGAACAGAGGUCAGACAUUAUUAAUAAACUUGCUGACCUAUUGGAGGAGAGGUCAGAUGAGAUCAUCACCGCAAACAAACAAGACAUGGAUAUGGCAAGAAUGAGUCAGAUGUCGGGCCCCAUGCUGGCCCGCCUGUCCCUGACGGCACCCAAGAUCCGCAACCUGGCCGACGGACUGCGGCAGAUUGCCACCACGUCGCACGACAUCGUUGGCCGGGAGCUGAAGCGGACUGUGAUGGCCGAUGGGAUGACCCUGCGGCAGAUCACGGUCCCCAUCGGGGUGCUUAUGGUCAUCUUCGAGUCCCGCCCGGACUGUCUGCCCCAGGUGGCAGCGUUGGCCAUCAGUAGUGCCAACGGCCUGGUGCUGAAGGGCGGUAAGGAAGCCACUCUGACCAAUGAAUGUCUGCAGGGGCUGGUGACUGAGGCCCUGGAGAUGUACGGAGCCAAGGAUGCCAUCUCUUUGAUCAACACCAGGGAGCAGGUAGGGGACCUGCUGAAGAUGGAAGGCCUUGUAGAUCUGGUCAUCCCCCGGGGCUCCAAGGAGAUGGUGCAGAAGAUCCAGCAGGAGAGCCAGGGUAUCCCGGUCCUGGGUCACAGCGAGGGCAUCUGCCACGUCUUCAUUGACAAGGAGGUGGACCCACAGAUGGCCAUCAAGAUAGUGCGUGACUCCAAAUGCGACUACCCGGCUGCCUGCAACGCCAUGGAGACGCUCCUGAUCCACAACGAGUUGAGGCACAACGCCCUGUUUGACGAUCUGCUGGACAUGCUCCGGUCGGAAAAUGUGAGGAUCUAUCCCGGACCGCGCCUCUCCAAGUCCCUCAAGAUUGGCCCGGCUGAGGCCAAAAGCCUGAAGGUGGAGUACGGCGGGCUGGAAUGCGCCGUUGAAAUAGUGGAUGACGUGGACACCGCCAUCCAACACAUCCACAAGUAUGGCAGCGCGCACACCGACGUGAUUGUCACAGAGAAUACACAAACAGCCCAGAGGUUUAUGAUGGGAGUGGACAGCGCCUGCGUUUUCCGUAAUGCCAGUACUCGGUUUGCUGACGGCUACAGAUUUGGUUUAGGAGCGGAGGUAGGGAUCAGCACCACCCGCAUCCACGCCCGAGGGCCAGUGGGCGUCGAGGGCCUGCUCACCACCAAGUGGAUUCUGGAAGGCUCCGGGGACGCCGUACAGGAGUACGGCGAGGAGGGCCCAAAGGCGUACCGCCACGAGCAUCUUCCCAUCAGCAAUUGAUGACAGGUCCAAGUCCUGCAUCGGUGUACAUAGCCCAUUUUGCCAAAGCUGGAAAAGGGAUUCUCUUGUUUGAUGCUGUGGAGAUGUGACUUGUAAGAUUAAAGAGAUGGUUGGCAAGACUUUGUUGCAAAUGAAGCGGCCUCAUAUUAUCAAGGAGGAGAGAUCAGGCUUGUUGUCAGGCUUGAAAAGACAAUGAACUACGGAUGCAUAUUUGCUAGAUUGGGAUUGCUAACAAUCCUGUGAGAAAAAUGGUGCCCAGAGGGGCGAAAGCUCUGAGCAUAAGAGGCGUUUACUAAGUCUUGUCAAUCUCUUGCGUCCAAGACGGUGUAGGGUUGAGGCCUUGAUAUCCUGUACACAAGGACGUCGUAGGCUUUUGUGGAAUCUUGAGGUAUAGUGGUGAAGUAUAAGGCACUGAAAUGCUGCUUAAGGUAUUCACGUUGACUUUGGUUUUAAUAUCCUUCCAAAUAUUGUUUUCUGUUUAGUUUCGUUUGGUAAUUUUUCUUUCCUUCGUGUCGAGUGAAAUAAGUCUGUGUGUGUCAUCAAGAGAGUAGGCUAGGAAUCCGCGCACAUGGAGAUAUAAACAAGCCGUUUGCCAAGGUCAUCAUGACUUUUACAUUUCACUUUAGUGGGUAAGCCAUGACAUUCUGUAGCUUUCUACACGAGUCCUGAGGCUUUUAGCAACCAACUUUGGCAAGGAUGCAAUUCAAAUGACUCACAAAGCCUUAAGUUGUGAGCGUGUGCUUUGUCAUGGAAAUUUUCUGCUCGUAUGAAAUCUCACCGAUCAUUGCUGACCGAUGCCAAUUUUACAGCUCUAUAAAGCCACGCCAAAUAGUUCAUGUGCGCUGACAACAUGAGGACCAGGUGGUUGAUUGGUUGGAAUUUGUUAAAGGUCUUAUUGCGUCAUCACGUGGCCCUAUCCCUGUUUAUCUUUGAGAUGCCCUUCCUCAUUUUUCUGGUCUCCUUUGGAGAUGCAUCGAGUGGGUUGGAAAGUGAAACAUCUCCAGCAGCAAAAGAAAUAAAAAGUAUAUUUUAUGUGGUUUUUAGGACGUUCAAAAAUGUAUAUUUUAUUACUACUUUAAAGGACAAGUACGCGGUUUAAGCUCGGUUCGUCACUUUGAAAUAGCAGUCACUUUGAAAUAACCCAAGGUUGGUCAUGUUUUUGGUUUUCUUAAUGGUAGUAAUAAGGCAUUAAAUGGAAAAGUUCGGCCGUUUUUGUGUAGAUGGUGUAUCUCAUGGGUCACAAGCCUUGAAUGCGCAAAUGUUGUUGAGUUACAUUUUCAGUCACCUUGAAAUACUGAU
Acanthaster planci (crown-of-thorns starfish) is the source of this 4069-nucleotide messenger RNA. Its product is annotated as delta-1-pyrroline-5-carboxylate synthase-like. NCBI's taxonomy places the organism in Eukaryota, Metazoa, Echinodermata, Asteroidea, Valvatida, Acanthasteridae. Gene Ontology annotation, molecular function: ATP binding; glutamate-5-semialdehyde dehydrogenase (NADP+) activity; glutamate 5-kinase activity. The record is from RefSeq and is a predicted model, not a curated record. Gene Ontology annotation, cellular component: mitochondrion; cytoplasm.